CCUAGCUAGGGUUUAUAAACGUAUAAGGGCUGCGCUUUAGCCACUCUUGGUUCUCUCUGCGCCUCUCUUUUUCUCCGCUUUUGCUUCUUCAUCCGAUCCGAAAUGGCUCCGAAGAAAGAGAAGGCUCCUCCACCCUCGUCCAAGCCCGCCAAGUCCGGCGGUGGCAAACAGAAGAAGAAGAAGUGGAGUAAGGGGAAGCAGAAGGAGAAGGUGAACAACAUGGUGCUAUUUGACCAGGCUGCUUAUGACAAGCUUCUUUCUGAAGCUCCCAAAUACAAGCUCAUCACUCCUUCCAUUCUCUCUGAUCGUUUGAGGAUCAAUGGCUCACUGGCAAGGAGGGCAAUUAAAGAACUGAUGGCUAGAGGUUUGAUCAGGAUGGUGUCUUCCCAUUCAAGUCAGCAGAUAUACACAAGGGCUACAAACGCUCCACCAUAGGCGUCUCAUUGCUGCCUUUGUUUUAUGCAUUGUUGAUUUUGAGUGCUACUUUCUCCUUUUUCGAAUUAACUAAAAUUUCUCAAUGCUCCUUACAGCAAAGGGAUACAUGCUAUGCUGCCUUUUUCAUUAUACUUUGUAGGCUUGGAUCCAGACUAGCUCCUUUAUGUUUAAUUGAGAUUUAUCAGACUUUUUGAUAAUGCCA
Messenger RNA from Vitis riparia (riverbank grape), 637 nucleotides. Its product is annotated as 40S ribosomal protein S25-2. The record is from RefSeq and is a predicted model, not a curated record. NCBI's taxonomy places the organism in Eukaryota, Viridiplantae, Streptophyta, Magnoliopsida, Vitales, Vitaceae. The transcript has 4 exons. The coding region runs from base 103 to 435 and encodes 110 amino acids. Gene Ontology annotation, cellular component: cytosolic small ribosomal subunit. Gene Ontology annotation, molecular function: structural constituent of ribosome.